GAGCCCGGCAAGGUGGGAGGAGGCUGCGUUUCCGGCCUCCGUCGCUGUCCAGGGAGGCUGAGGCGAGAGGGAGCUGUCCGGGUGGGGAAGCCGCACUGGUUUCAUCCUCUUCCUCCUUCUCGGGGUGAGGGGAGCGAAGGUUGGGGGCCCCGAGCCCAUGGACCGGAAGGAGGCGGAGGCCGCCGAGAGCCGGGGCCCCGCUAUGUGGCCGUGAGCCCCGUGUACUGAUUCUGCUCAUCUGGAAGGCCAUGGAGAAGAGGCUGGGAGUGAUGCCAGUUCCUGCUUCCUGGAUUUUAUCAGGAUAUUGUUGGCAGUCAACCGUGAAGUGGUUGAGAAGCUUGUACCUGUGUUAUGCUUGCUUCUGUUUCAGCGCUCUGUGGUUGUCAACAGAUGCCAGUGAGAGCCAGUGCCAGCAAAGGAAGACACAGUUUGGAGCUGGCCUGAGACCUGGGGGAGAAAAUCCCCUCCGGCUUCUUGAGGGAUCCCUCUCUUUCCAGUCGUGUUGGGCUGCCUGCUGCCAGGACUCUGCCUGCCAUGCCUUUUGGUGGCUGGAAGGGAUGUGUAUUCAGGCAGACUGCAGCAAGUCACGGAGCUGCCAGGCUUUUAGGACAGACUCUUCCAAUUCUGUGCUGGUGUUUUUAAAAAAAUUCCAAACUGAAGAUGAUUUGGGUUUUCCACCUGAAGAUGAUGUACCACAUCUUCUGGGACUGGGAUGGAGCAGAGCAUCUUGGAGGAGACAGGGGCCACCCAGAGCUCCACUCAGACUUGCUGUAUCUUCCAAUGACCAGCGGAACUUAAUCAGGAAGCUUCAGAAGAGAGAGAAUCCCAGUGAAGUUAUUCCUUUAAUGACACAGCAUUCUAAAGUGAAUGAUUCAAAGGAGCUACCUGAUCUAACUGCCAGUGGUUCUACAGAGGUCCACAAGGCAGUUACAGUUUCCAGUCCCUCAACCACAGUCCUGACUGCAGAGAUUCCUGAUGGGCCAAAGAACCUAUCCGUUCAACCUGAAAUACCAGCAGAUCCUGGAACUACAGCCAGUACUCCGCAAGUGAAAAGCCCUGGGACAAUGCAGGUUGCUACCCCUCUGCCAGUAGCUCCCUCUUACAGUUAUGCUACCCUCACCCCCAAGGCCUCUUUCCAGAGCACCUCAGCACCGUACCCAGUUAUAAAGGAACUGGUGGUAUCUGCUGGAGAGAGUGUCCAGAUAACCCUGCCCAAGAAUGAAGUUCAGUUAAAUGCGUACGUUCUCCAAGAACCACUUGAUGGAGAAACCUACACCUACGACUGGCAGCUGAUUACUCAUCCUAAAGACUACAGUGGAGAAAUGGAAGGGAAAUAUUCCAAGGUCCUCAAACUAUCCAAGCUCACUCCCGGCCUGUAUGAAUUUAAAGUGAUUGUAGAUGGUCAAAAUGCCCACGGGGAAGGCUAUGUGAAUGUGACUGUAGAGCCAGAACCCCGUAAGAAUCAGCCUCCUGUUGCUAUUGUGUCACCUCAGUUUCAGGAGAUCUCUCUGCCAACCACGUCUACGGUCAUAGAUGGCAGCCAAAGCACUGAUGAUGAUAAAAUCGUCCAGUACCACUGGGAGGAACUAAAAGGGCCUCUGAGAGAAGAGAAGAUUUCUGAAGAUACAGCCAUAUUAAAACUAAGUAAGCUCGUCCCUGGGAACUACACUUUCAGCUUGACUGUGGUAGACUCUGAUGGAGCUACCAAUUCUACCACUGCCAACCUGACAGUGAACAAAGCUGUGGAUUACCCUCCUGUGGCCAAUGCAGGCCCUAACCAAGUCAUCACCCUACCCCAAAACUCCAUCACCCUCUUUGGGAACCAGAGUACCGAUGAUCAUGGCAUCAGCAGUUAUGAGUGGUCACUCAGCCCAAAUAGCAAAGGGAAAGUGGUGGAGAUGCAGGGUGUUAGAACACCGAUCCUGCAGCUCUCUGCAAUGCAAGAAGGAGACUACACCUACCAACUCAUGGUGACAGACACCAUAGGACAGCAGGCCACUGCUCAAGUGACUGUUAUUGUGCAGCCUGAGAACAACAAGCCUCCUCAAGCAGAUGCCGGCCCAGACAAAGAGCUGACCCUGCCCGUGGACAGCACAACCCUGGAUGGCAGCAAGAGCUCAGAUGACCAGAGAAUUGCUUCAUACCUCUGGGAGAAAACACAGGGACCUGAUGGAGUGCAGCUUGAGAACGCCAACAGCAGUGUCGCCACGGUGACCGGGCUGCAAGUGGGGACCUACGUUUUCACCUUGACUGUCAAAGAUGAGAGGAAUCUGCAGAGCCAGAGCUCUGUGAAUGUCAUUGUCAGAGAAGAAAUGAACAAACCACCUACAGCCAGGAUAACUGGGAAUGUGGUGAUUACCCUGCCCAUAAACACAGCAGAGCUGGAUGGCUCCAAGUCCUCAGAUGACAAGGGAAUCGUCAGUUACCACUGGACUCGAGAUGAGGGGAGCCCAGCAGCAGGGGAGGUGUUAAACCACUCUGACCAUCACCCUGUCCUCUUUCUUUCCAACCUGGUUGAGGGAACCUACACAUUUCACCUGAAAGUGACUGACGCAAAGGGUGAGAGUGACACAGACCGGACCACUGUGGAGGUGAAACCUGAUCCCAGGAAAAACAACCUGGUGGAGAUCAUCUUGGAUGUCAACGUCAGUCAGCUAACUGAGAGGCUGAAGGGGAUGUUCAUCCGCCAGAUUGGGGUCCUCCUGGGGGUGCUGGAUUCCGACAUCAUUGUGCAAAAGAUUCAGCCGUACACGGAGCAGAGCACCAAGAUGGUGUUUUUUGUUCAGAACGAGCCUGCCCACCAGAUCUUCAAAGGCCAUCAGGUGGCAGCGAUGCUCAAGAGCGAGCUGCGGAAGCAGAAGGCCGACUUCCUGAUAUUCGGAGCCCUGGAGAUCAGCACCGUCACGUGUCAGCUCAACUGUUCAGACCAUGGCCACUGCGACUCGUUCACCAAGCGCUGUAUCUGUGACCCGUUUUGGAUGGAGAAUUUCAUCAAGGUGCAGCUGAGAGAUGGAGACAGCAACUGUGAGUGGAGCGUGCUGUAUGUUAUCAUCGCCACCUUUGUCAUCAUCGUUGCCUUGGGAAUCCUGUCUUGGACCAUGAUCUGCUGCUGCAAGAGGCAAAAAGGAAAACCCAAGAGGAAAAGCAGGUACAAGAUCCUGGAUGCCACUGAUCAGGAGAGCCUGGAGCUGAAGCCGACCUCCCGAGCAGGCAUCAAACAGAAAGGCCCAGUGCUGAGCAGCAGCCUGAUGCACUCCGAGUCCGAGCUGGACAGCGAUGACGCCAUCUUCACGUGGCCAGACCGAGAGAAGGGCAAGCUCCUGCAUGGCCAGAAUGGCUCUGUGCCCAACGGACAGACCCCGCUGAAGACCAGGAGUCCUCGAGAGGAGGUCUUGUAGCCACCUGGUCUGUGUCCUCAGGGUAGGCAUUGGCAGCGCCAGGGCCCAGCGCCUGCUGGCCACUCCACCCCAACCCCCACCGGAAUUGCUGGUACUUGAACCCACACGCUCUCCAGGAACCCUGAACGAAGCUGUGAAGGAGAGCUUGUCUCUAAACCUGCCCCGUAGGCCCCGACACCCCAACACGUCCACACCUCAGGGCCUCCCGUUUUGUGGCAGAACUGCCCCUGCCCGAAGGCAGACAUUGCCAGCCGGGGCUGCUCCCAGGGCACCGCACACGCCCGGGCACCGGACCGAGCAGAGCCCCGGCCCUGCCCCCUGGCACGGAGCACGCCCUGUCACUGGUGGGGAGCAGGUGCACCCCCUGUGCUCAGCACUGCUGCUGGCGCCCUGCAGACCCAGCUCCUGUCUGGCUGGGGUGGGGGAGACUGGCUCAGGGGAGAGGGAUCCUGGCUGCGGGGCCUGGCGGGGGGCCACCCGCUCUCCUCUGGCCAGCACUUGCUGCUGCAGGACUGAACCCCUGCUCCCGGCCUGAGACUACAGGAGACCCACGGCGGCGACACGGGGGGCAUAUGUGUGACUGCCCGCCGUGGCCCUGUGCCACUGGCUAUCUGCUCCCCGGGCCUUCGCAUGUGGGCAUCAGCUCCUCGCAGGGCUCUCGGCUGCACACUGGGCAACCUCGACUUGGAGACUGAGCCCCCAGAUCAGAGCCCCUUGGCUCCUCCACUGAGGUGUCUGCGUGUUGAGCACUGGGAGCUUGGGGGAGUGACUUUCUAAAGAGAAACAAUUUCUACUACUGCACUACUGUUGUCGUGAGAUGAUUAAACAGCUAUUGAAUUGUG
Oryctolagus cuniculus (rabbit) is the source of this 4240-nucleotide messenger RNA. RefSeq names its product KIAA0319 like. Gene Ontology annotation, biological process: neuron migration. The record is from RefSeq and is a predicted model, not a curated record. Gene Ontology annotation, cellular component: Golgi apparatus; cytoplasmic vesicle; membrane. Lineage: Eukaryota; Metazoa; Chordata; Mammalia; Lagomorpha; Leporidae.